AUGUACACGAUCGCAGACGAGCGCCUUUCUUUCAAAGUGCCUUCCAAAAUAAGCCCAGCUCAAGCUUCUUCAGUGCCUUUGGCCGGUAAUACGGCCUGGCUUGCUCUAUUCUCCAAAGAUUGCCUUGCACUCAAUCGUGAUGCAUUAUCUAACAAGGCGUCUAUCUUGAUUUGGGGAGGAAACACUACUGUGGGUUACUACGCAAUCCAGUUAGCCAAGCUUUACGAUAUCCAAGUCGCUACAACCUGUAGUCCUCGAAACUUCGACAAGGCUCGACGGGCUGGAGCAACUCAUGUCUUUGACUACAAUGACGAUGAGGCAAUUGCGAAGAUCAAGGCCGCACUGCCGGAUUUACGACAUGUUUUUGAUACAGUCGGGAACGAAAUUUCCUCAGCAACCGCAGCUAAGGCCAUUGGCAAUGCUGAAGGAGUACUGUGCACGGUCAGACCAGGAAAAGCAAACACGAAAGAUGUCCCCUCGCACAUUAAAGUUACAGACGUUUUUGUCUUUACGGCUUUUCCCACGGAACACAAUUAUCGUGGUAAAGCACAUUGGCCUGUCAAGAUGGAAGACCAUCAUCUUAGUGCAGAGUUUCAUAGUCACUUGGAAACUUGGCUCAGUAACGGAUCUCUGCAACCGUCUCCCAUUCGUGUUAUUGGGCAGCUCAGCCCUUCUACUGUAGAAGACGUGAUGGCAUUAAAUCGCAAAGGCUAUAUUUCAGGAGAGAAAUUAGUAUUUGAAGGAUUUGAUAUGCGAACGGGUGAUAACUAA
Messenger RNA from Fusarium venenatum, 771 nucleotides. RefSeq names its product chaperonin 10-like protein. Lineage: Eukaryota; Fungi; Ascomycota; Sordariomycetes; Hypocreales; Nectriaceae. The record is from RefSeq and is a predicted model, not a curated record. Gene Ontology annotation, molecular function: oxidoreductase activity, acting on NAD(P)H.